Lathyrus oleraceus (garden pea) is the source of this 1154-nucleotide messenger RNA. Its product is annotated as transcription factor MYB52. Gene Ontology annotation, biological process: regulation of DNA-templated transcription. NCBI's taxonomy places the organism in Eukaryota, Viridiplantae, Streptophyta, Magnoliopsida, Fabales, Fabaceae. Gene Ontology annotation, cellular component: nucleus. The transcript is spliced from 3 exons. The coding region runs from base 230 to 931 and encodes 233 amino acids. The record is from RefSeq and is a predicted model, not a curated record. Gene Ontology annotation, molecular function: DNA-binding transcription factor activity, RNA polymerase II-specific; RNA polymerase II cis-regulatory region sequence-specific DNA binding.
UCUUCCCACUUUCUAACGGAAAACUUCCCAUCUUCCCCACCAUAUAUUCUCUUCCCAUGUCUCUUUCCACUUCUUGUCUUCAAUAUUGUUAGUUAAUUUGUUUCCCUCACCUCCUCUUAUAUAUAUACACCCCUUUUCAUCUUCCACUUUGCUUUGAUAUAUAUUCUUAAUUUUCAUAUACCUUUGAAUAUUCAUCUUGAAUUAGGGUUUCAGUUUGGGAAGAGAUAAUAUGUGUAGUAGAGGCCAUUGGAGACCAUCUGAAGAUGAGAAGCUUAAAGAGUUGGUGGAAAGCUAUGGACCUCAUAAUUGGAACGCCAUAGCUGAAAAUCUCAGAGGAAGAUCAGGGAAAAGUUGUAGGUUAAGAUGGUUCAAUCAAUUGGACCCAAGGAUAAACAGAAAUCCUUUCACUGAGGAAGAAGAAGAGCGUCUGAUAACUUCUCAUCGGGUUCAUGGCAAUCGAUGGGCCGUAAUUGCGAGACACUUCCCCGGCCGGACCGAUAACGCUGUGAAGAAUCAUUGGCAUGUGAUGAUGGCGAGGAUUCGUCGCGAAAGAUACAAGAUCUAUGCAAAAGGUCCUCUUGAUCAUCACAUAAUUUUCUCUCCAAAUGAUCAUCAAACAAACUUUGAGACAAGAAAACUUUAUUCUUUUGUUGAGAACUAUCAUGAAAAGAAUAAUCACUCAAGUGUCUCGUAUAACCCUUUCCAAUUUCCGAAGUUUCAGUUUCAAGAUCCAAGUUCUUGUUCCACAAUGCUUCAAGAUAAAACUCAAUCAAUUGAGUUCUAUGAUUUUCUUCAAGUAGAUUCCAAUAAAAGUGAAGUUACUGAUAAUGCUAGAAGAGAUGAGGAGGAAGUGAAUCAGGAUGUUGUGGAGCUGAAGAACAAAGAAAAACAUGUUCCAUUCAUAGAUUUUUUGUCUACUUCAAGCUGCUAACAUAGUUGCAAAAUUAAGUGAUUCUCCAGCCAUUUGUAUGAAAUCAAUUGAGCUUAAUUAAUUAGAACCGUACCUCAACCUAUGAACAUGUACUAAUCAUACACAUGUAUAAUGUAUUUAACGACAUAUGUACACUUGUAACAUGUAAAAAACAAAUGAAAACAGGUUUAUUGAAAAAAUUGAAGAAAAGGUAUAGUAUAUGAUUAAUAUUUUAUUUGUUCUA